Molecule: messenger RNA, 2733 nt
Organism: Sinocyclocheilus rhinocerous
Lineage: Eukaryota; Metazoa; Chordata; Actinopteri; Cypriniformes; Cyprinidae
Gene: ranbp3a
Product: RAN binding protein 3a
Exons: 18
Coding region: 118-1614 (498 amino acids)
Biological process (GO): protein export from nucleus
Source: RefSeq, a predicted model, not a curated record
GAGGAUUAUGGUUAGACAGCGGAAGUACGAUGGCGGAGCUGACAGAUGAGGUGUUUUCUCUCUGAUGCUUGGAAACAGAAGAGCUUGACUUCAUCCUGAGGAGGAUCAGACGGCAGCAUGGCAGAUGAGAACGAGACACCUGCUGUUGCUCCUCCAGUGUUUGUGUUUCAGAAAGAUAAAGCACAAAAGAGGUCAGCAGAGGGAUCCAGCACAGAGGAUGGAGAGGACUCUGAUAAAGAAGACGGCAGUUACAGUCCUGCUGCCAAAAGAGGAAGAAGAUCACCAUUUACGCAAUUCCCACCUUCUCAUUCCGUUUCUAAGAAUAAUGUUUUCAUGCCAUCCAGUUUCUGCCAGUCACCAACCGGAAACUCCGACUCAGAACCUGAAGAGAAGACUGUGGGGUUUCGCCUGAAGCCCCCGACUCUUAUCCAUGGCCAGGCGCCGAGCGCUGGUGUCCCCAGCCCAAAACCCAAAGAAGCCCAGCGCAGCAUCCUGAGACCUCCAGUGCUGCAGCCCCCUCCGGCCCGAUCCCCCCCUCAGAACAACACAAGCAAAAGCAGUUCAAACGGAGCAAAAAACCUCUCAGAUGGAGGAGCAGAAUGUGAAGGUAACUCAGAGACGCCUGCUGCUGGCACACAGGAUAAUGACGUGACAUCGGUAAAGAACAACAGCACUUUUGAGCACAAAACAGAAGACAAAACUGAAGGUGCCCCAAUUGAGGGCAGUUUUGUGUUUGGACAGAAUAUGAGGGACAGAGCAAAGGUGGCCAACAGCUGUGUCUUAUCCGAGAGUGGCGAUUGUCUUCUGGCUGAAAAUUCAGAGGAAACAAAUUACUUUUUGCAGUGCAUCACUUCCAGUGCACAAAAACCUGAUAGCAGCAAUGCCAACAGCGUGAAGUUUGUCUUUGGGCAGAACAUGUUGGAUCGUGUCUUGGCGCUGCCGAAAUUCAGCACUGAACCUCCAGGGGGCAGCAGAGAGCCUCAGCCUGAGAUGGGCCUGUUCAGCCAGAUUUCCUCCUCACAAGAUCAAACUGUGGAGAAGAGUGACACCAUGAAAGAGUCUCUGGAGGAGUCGGCGGCACGACACGAAGCACACAAACCCCAGAAGUGUUUAUUAGAGCGGGUGGAGGUCAGGACAGGAGAGGAGUCUGAGAGCAACGUGCUGCAGAUGCAGUGUAAGUUGUUUGUGUUUGAGAUGCUGUCUCAGUCGUGGGUGGAGAGAGGAUGUGGAGUGCUCAGACUCAAUGACAUCGCAUCCGCUGAUGACGGCACCUUACAGUCCAGACUGGUCAUGCGGACUCAGGGAAGCCUUCGAGUGAUCCUCAACACUAAGCUUUGGCCUCAGAUGCAAGUGGAUAAAGCCAGUGAGAAGAGUCUCAGAAUAACAGCCAUGGACACAGAGGAGCAGGACGUCAAAGUCUUCCUCAUAUCUUCCAGCUCUAAGGACGCUGCGCAGCUCUUUGCAGCCCUGCACCAUCGUAUCCUGGCGCUGCGGAGCAUCAGCGGGCAGGAGUCUGACGGCCGUCCGGCCAUCCGCUUCAGUGAUGACGACGAGUCCCGCACACCCCCCACAUCGGCUACGCCUGCUCCAGGUAGUCUUUCAUACCAAGUAUGAAAGGAAGCUACCAUCAAAGAUGGUUAUCUACACUUGUAAGGUAAUCUGGAGGCAGGUGUGUGUCCAUCCACAGGUGACACAUAGUGGUGAGCCUGCUGCUGAUUUCUAUCCCACAAUGCCUCACUGCAGCCCUUUGAUCCGCUCAAAUACUAUGCAGGUGUUUUUAUUCCAAAAUCCUUCAGGUGUACUGUAGUCUUGUGUUCAGCUGGUUUUAUUUAUUGCAUUAUUAAUGUCAUCAUAUUGAUGAAAAAGAGAGGCUCUUAGUGUUUUAGUAAACUGGUUGUCCAUUCUAAAUGCGAGACUUAAUUACUCAAUUUCCUGCUGAGUGGAAACAGGGUAAAUUUCACACAGAGUUAACAGAAACCAAACACAGAUGCUAGUUGUCCCAUCUCAUCUUCCAUCACGGUUCUGCUCAGUUUCGGCUGCAUUGUUCAAAUUAUCCCUCACGUUCUCUCUUUAGAUUUCAGAAUGACUUUACUUGAGUCAUGUGAUGUGUAAGCGGCAUUUAGUUUCCUCAUAUAGUGCUGUAGAUCAGUACAAUAUUAAAAGAGAGCUGAUCGUUCAUGUUCAGUCUUAUAAACAUUUCAGAAUCAGAAGUUUCACACUGCGGCUUUAAGUGGACCUCAUUUAUUAUUCAUAUUAGAUCAAAUUGGUUUAUGGUCUCUUUAUUUAAAGGAAAAGUUCACCUAUAAAUGAAAAUUCUGUUGUGACUCUCUUGUUGUUUCAAAGCUGAAAAAAGUACAUAUUUUUGAGGAUUCUAAAAAAAAAACAAAAAAACAGAAUAUAGGUUUGGAUGCAUAAACAAUGACAGCGUUUUUAUUUUUGGGUGAAAUGUUUCAGCUUUUACUUAUCAUUGCGGCGAGGUUGACCUCAACUUGCAAACAAAAGGAACCAUUGUACAAAUACUUACUGUAAAUUAUUCUCCCGUUUCAAUGCAAUAGUACCUUUUCACACAGUAUAUUUUUAUGAAUGUGUCCUGUAAAUCAAGUUAUUAUUGUAUAGUUUAGGAUGGAAAGUUUUAUAGCAAAAUGUCUUAUUGACAUGAAUUAUUAUCAUAAAAUGGGUUCUGUAUUGUUACUACAGUAAUACUAUAUAGUGUUUUUCACCUAAAUAUUUGUU